Arthroderma uncinatum is the source of this 1185-nucleotide messenger RNA. Its product is annotated as dihydroceramide delta(4)-desaturase. Gene Ontology annotation, cellular component: membrane. The record is from RefSeq and is a predicted model, not a curated record. Gene Ontology annotation, molecular function: sphingolipid delta-4 desaturase activity. The transcript is spliced from 3 exons. Gene Ontology annotation, biological process: ceramide biosynthetic process. Lineage: Eukaryota; Fungi; Ascomycota; Eurotiomycetes; Onygenales; Arthrodermataceae. The coding region runs from base 1 to 1185 and encodes 394 amino acids.
AUGGCCGUCACGACCACCUCCGCUGCCCGUCGAGCGGCGUCGAAGGAGGAGACCGUAUCUGCUGCACCACCAGACACUUCAGCGGAAGACCACUUUUUCUGGACAUAUACCGAAGAACCGCACAGGACGAGGAGGCAGGCGAUCAUUAAAGCACAUCCGGAGGUUCUGAAACUAUGCGGCCAUGAACCACUUACGAAAUAUCUUGUUCUCGCCGUUGUAGCUCUACAGAUUGCUUGUGCAUACUUGCUGCGCAAUACGUCCAUGUUAUCAUGGCAGUUCCUAGUCACCGCAUACGUCGUGGGAGCAACCUCGAACCAGAACCUUUUCCUCGCCAUACACGAGAUAUCACAUAACCUCGCCUUCAAGUCGCCGUUGGCCAACAGACUGCUGGCCAUCCUCGCAAAUCUACCAAUUGGAAUACCUUACUCUGCUUCAUUCCGACCAUACCAUCUUACGCACCACAAGUCUCUCGGCGUAUCCGGCCUGGACGCCGACCUUCCAACCGCCCUCGAAGCCUUCUUCCUCGACUCCCUACUCGGCAAAACAUUCUUCUGUACCUGCCAAAUCCUCUUCUACGCCAUCCGACCCAUGUUCAUCUAUACGCCAAAAUUCACAUACAUCCACCUUAUCAACAUCGUCGUGCAAAUAUCAUUCGACCUAGCACUAUAUAAAUUCACCAACUCCCUUCAGCCAAUCUACUACUUGAUUCUCAGCUCGUUUCUGGCUGGCUCGCUACACCCUUGUGCCGGCCAUUUCAUUGCAGAACAUUACUUCUUCUCUGGCGUGAAGACUGGCGGAACAGAAUCGCUUCAUACCCUUCGACAACAAAAGGAGCAGGCUGGGGAUGUCAAGUCUGUCGACCCUGCGCUCGCACCCCCAGAGACGUACUCUUAUUACGGCGCACUGAACAUUCUGACGUAUAAUGUCGGUCUACAUAACGAGCACCAUGAUUUCCCUGCCAUUCCAUGGUCACGUCUUCCCAAGCUGCAUGAGAUUGCAAAGGAGUAUUACGAAACGCUGCCUUGCCACCGUAGCUGGGUCUGGGUGAUCUGGAUGUUCAUUCUGGACAAGGAUGUUGGACUCUGGUGCCGUGUUAAGCGGGCUGAGGGGGGCAGGAUUGUUGGUGGUGAUAAGAAGGCUGCCAAAGCCGAUAGCGGGUGGACGGAGAAUGAGAUUCAAAACUGA